AUGAAUGAUGCAGCAUUAAUUCAGGACGACAAGGAGGUUGCAAGAGAGCUGAUGACACAGAUAAAACAGGAUACGAACACGAUCACAUCUGGGCUUGAUGGAACAAUCAGCGGAGUUGGUGUGAAGAGUGGGCAAAAGCUGCUAGUUGCAGAGCAUUUUUCCGAGAUGGGGCUUUCUGAAGAGUUGCUGAAGGCGAUAUAUAGCCAGGGGUUUGAGAAGCCGAGCCUGAUACAGAAGUCUGCGAUUCCGCACAUUCUCAGUAAGCAUAACAUUGUUGUACAGAGCAAGAGUGGGACUGGAAAGACGAUUGCAUACACAUGUGGGAUUCUUGGAAACAUAUUGGCAGGGGGGAAUCCGCAGGCAAUUGUGAUAACGCCCACGAGGGAGUUGAGCAUGCAGGUGACUAGUGUAAUAUCACAGGUUGCGGGGUCGCUUGGGGUCAAGGUGUUUUCAGCACUGAAGAAUAAGAUAACUGAGGCGAUUAAUGAGGAGAUUAUUGUUGGAAGCCCAGGAACAAUACUGAAGCUGAUUGAGAAUGGAAAGCUCAACUACAAGGGAAUAAAGAUGAUUGUCCUUGACGAGGCUGAUGUGCUUCUUGACAAGGACAUGAUGGGGACACAAACAUUUCGAAUACUGAAGCUGGUGGCAGGGGCGCAGGUAGUGUUUUUUUCGGCAACGUAUUCGGAGCAGGUGAAGCACACGAUUGACUUCUAUGUGCCUGAUGCAAUCAAGAUGUAUGAGGAGCGAAACGGAAAGCCUGAGGAGAUCAAGCUGUUUUAUAUAGAGGCUGAGGGAGACAACAAGAGGAAAGCAUUGAAAUCGCUGUAUGAGUAUCUUUCUGUCAGCCAGAUGAUUAUCUUUGUGAGCACAAAGGCAACUGUGAACUAUCUGAGGAAGAAGCUUGAGGAAGACCUGCACUCUGUUUCGUGCCUGCACGGAGAUUUGGAAAUAGAAGAGAGGGAAAAGGCUGUUGAUGAGUUUAGAAGGUCGAACACCAAGAUCCUGCUGACCACGGAUGUUUUUUCAAGAGGGAUGGACAUUCCGCAGGUGAAUCUGAUUGUGAAUUAUGAUCUUCCCAUAUACAAAGGGAUUGCAUCUACACAGACAUACAUCCACAGAAUAGGACGAUCUGGAAGGUUUGGAAGGACGGGGUUUGUUGUUGACUUUGUAAAGGGAGAUGAAUGUGAGGCAUAUCUGGGGUUCCAGAAUGAGUUGAAGUUUGCAUCGAAGAAGUUUACGAUUAAGGCGCUUGAGGAGGCAGCAGAGGAGAUGGUAUAG
Molecule: messenger RNA, 1278 nt
Organism: Ordospora pajunii
Lineage: Eukaryota; Fungi; Microsporidia; Ordosporidae
Product: ATP-dependent RNA helicase
Exons: 1
Coding region: 1-1278 (425 amino acids)
Biological process (GO): poly(A)+ mRNA export from nucleus
Cellular component (GO): nucleus; cytoplasmic stress granule
Molecular function (GO): ATP binding; RNA helicase activity; RNA binding
Source: RefSeq, a predicted model, not a curated record